This is a messenger RNA of Bactrocera neohumeralis, 832 nucleotides long. RefSeq lists its product as uncharacterized. Lineage: Eukaryota; Metazoa; Arthropoda; Insecta; Diptera; Tephritidae. Bases 270 to 653 code for a protein of 127 amino acids. The record is from RefSeq and is a predicted model, not a curated record. The transcript is spliced from 2 exons.
AAACUUGCCCAGAUAUGUGUGUGUAGACUGAGUUCAGACACGACAACUUUUGCUGCGGCAAAUCGAGUUGUGGUAGAUUUCAAAGAAAUACUAUAAUAUAAACAAAUUUUAAACUUAGAUUUUGUGUAUAUUUUUGUAGUAAUAUAUACGCUGAUAUGAAUGUCAAACUUUAAUUUUUUUCAAGGACUUCUAAAUAACUGGAUCUUCGAGAAAUUCCAAGGCAAAUUUGAUCACAACUACUAUACCAGGGUAGGUAUCCAAUUUCUAAAAUGUAUUAUCGUCUGGUGUCAAAUAUUCCCAAACAACCGUCUAAUGAGAGUUCAAACGAACCAAUAAAGUUCUUUGGAAGCAAAGCUGCAACCUGGCGUGCACGUGAUACGAGAAGUGGCGGUUCUGAGGACACGUUAUGGUUUCAACCUUAUGUCAUUUCUGGAAGUUUGGCUGUAUUUUUACUAUAUUUUUGCGUACUUCGAGAGGAAAAUGAUAUCGACAAACGGCUAGAAGGUAACCUGUUUGAUCAAGUUGCGGGUCUGGAAGAAGUACAACUUACCGUAAAUUACAAAUAUAACAGAGAGAAUGGUUUGGACACUUCAGAAAUUGAAAAACGAUUAUUAGAACUAGGAGUCGACAUAAAGUUUUUGGAUAUACGCUAAGAAUAAUUGAUACUAGAAUACGAUGAUAGUAGUGAACAGUAACUAAAACUAAAUUAAUAAAUGAUGUACAUAAGUUUUCAAAGUCCCUCAUGGUAUUUUAUAGAGCAAAUCUAUUUUAAUGUAGUUUUUCAAAAUAUCGAUUAAGAUAAUGAAAAUAAAUAAUUUAAUUGUCUAUGCAA